GGGGGCUGAGGUCCGCCGAGCCGGGUGGCCCAGCCAAGGGGUGGGUGGGUCUUUCUGGGCGCCUGGCGACCCCCUCUGCCGACGCAGCGCCGACGUAGAGUGUCAAGCGAACUUUAAAAAGCUGCUCCAGAGCAACCUGCGCGGGGAUCUCCACGGUCGGGGACCCUGGAGCGGAGGGGUCCAGUCUGAGGGAAAUGCUGGGAGGUCCGAUCAGCCGGUGACGGGAACUUUCCCGCGAGUCUACCGAGGAGAACUGCGCUCUGCCUCCUCCUUCAUUUUCCCAAGCUCAGCCCACAUUGGCGACCAGCUUCGCUGGAGAGCUGCGCGCUCUCCGCCCCGGCAGUGAGUGAAUUGAAUCCCCCGCCCUGCCCGGCGCCUCGGAGCUGCUGAAGAGUGUCGCUCAGGGCCGGUUCAGCGCUGCAUUUCCCCGGAGGCAACCGCCCGCCAACCCUCGCUCUCCGUGCGCGCUGGCCCGGGGCGCCGGAGCCGGUGUUUGAGGCGGGAGCUGGUUCUUGGAUGCUGAAGGCUGGGCUCUUCCAGUGUGGGUGUCGAAGGGGCAAUGGGUGCCUUCAAAGUGUGGCUCGGGGUGGCCCUAGCAUUGGCGGGAUUUGCAGCAUUGCCUCAUCAUUCCGAAGGUGCUUGUGUCUAUCAGGGUUCCUUGUUGGCGGAUGCCACAACUUGGAAGCCUGAUUCAUGCCAGAACUGCCGUUGCCAUGGCAACAUCGUUAUCUGCAAACCUGCUGUUUGCAGAAACCCUCAGUGUGCCUUUGAGAAGGGAGAAGUGCUUCAGAUAGCUGCCAACCAGUGCUGCCCUGAGUGUGUGUUGAGGACUCCCGGAUCUUGCCAUCAUGAAAAGAAAAUCUAUGCGCAUGGGACAGAGUGGGCCGCCUCCCUGUGCAGUGUGUGUUCUUGUACCCGUGGGGAAGUCCGAUGCAGCCCCCAGCCGUGCCCACCGCUGUUGUGUGGACAGCACGAGCUGGAAUUCAUCCCUGAAGGCACCUGCUGCCCAGUGUGUGUGGGCCCUGGGAAACCUUGUUCCUAUGAAGGCCGUGUAUUUCAGGAUGGGGAAGACUGGCCUUUGAGUCGGUGUGCCAAAUGUGUGUGUAGAAAUGGGGUCGCCCAGUGCUUCACAGCUCAGUGUCAACCUCUGUUUUGUAACCAGAUGUCUUCAAAUGCAAGUGAAGUUAAGCGUAUUCCAGAGGGGGAGAAGUGGGAGGAUGGCCCUUGCAAGGUGUGUGAGUGCUGGGGCUCUCAGGUCACUUGCUACGAGCCCUCUUGUUCACCGUGUCCAGUGGCCACACUAUCCCAGGUGGUGAAGGGACGGUGCUGUCCAGACUGUACGUCAGUUCGUUGCCACCCAGACUGCUUGACCUGCUCUCAGUCUCCGGAGCAUUGUGACCUGUGUCAGGACCCCACAAAGUUGCUGCGGAAUGGACAGUGUGUACAUAGCUGUGGUCUGGGAUUUUACCAAGCUGGAGCUCUCUGUUUAGCCUGCCAGCCUCAGUGCUCCACGUGUACCAGUGGGCUGGAGUGCUCGUCCUGCCAACCUCCACUGCUGAUGCAGCAUGGCCAGUGUGUGUCCAGCUGUGAGGACGGCUUCUACCAAGACCGCUACUCCUGUGCAGUCUGCCACGAGUCCUGUGCUGCCUGCUGGGGUCCGACAGAGAAGCACUGCAUGGCCUGCAGAGACCCCCUCCAAGUGCUGAGGGAGGGUGGCUGCGAGAACGGCUGUGGCCUCGGGUUCUACAACAAGCAGGGGAUCUGCAGUGCUUGUGACGAAUCCUGUAAGAGUUGUGGUCCCAAUAGUCCCAGGUGUCUUACCUGUGCUGAGAAGACAGUGUUGCAUGAUGGGAAAUGCAUUGCUGAAUGCCCUGAUGGGUACUAUGUUGAGGCCACUGGCAGAUGCAGAGCUUGUCAUAAUUCAUGUGCCGGCUGCUCCGGACCCACGGGCUCACACUGCACAGCCUGCAUCCAGCCCCGGGCUCUGCGCCAAGGCCGCUGCCUGUCCAGCUGCGGAGAGGGCUUCUACCCUGACCACGGGGUCUGCAAAGACUGUCAUCCCCUGUGCCAGCACUGUGCCGCUGAUCUCCACCACACCGGCAGCGUCUGCCUGAGCUGCCAGAAUGCCCGGUACCUGCUGCUGGGGGACCACUGUGUGCCUGAUUGCCCUUCUGGAUACUACACGGAGAGAGGAGCUUGUACAAAAUGUCACUCCUCCUGCAGAACCUGCCAGGGCGUGGGACCCUUCUCCUGCACCUCGUGUGACGCCGACCUCGUUCUGUCCCACCUCGGCACCUGCAGCACCGCCUGCUUCCCGGGGCACUAUCUCGAUGAUCGCCGUGCUUGUCAGCCAUGUGAAGCGCAUUGUGGAAGCUGUGAUUCACAGGCCAGCUGUACCUCCUGCCGAGAUCCAAACAAGGUCCUACUCUUUGGGGAAUGUCAGUAUGAGGGCUGUGCCCCACAGUACUAUCUUGACUUCUCCACCAAGAUAUGCAAAGGAACAGAGGCUUAUAAAGCCUACAUAAAGUUCAUGCAGCUUGACGUGGAACUGGAGAUCCUCACUAACUAUGUGGCUUUCUUAGGAGAGGUGGUCCUGCUGGUUGAUAUGCCUGCAGACAGUCCUGCAGAGGAAGGGCAGCACCUGCCUGAUGGGAGGACAGCAACUCCCACCAGCACCUUUACCCAGCAAGACAUCAACGAAGGCAUCGUGUGGUACAGGCACUCAGGAGUCCCGGCCCAGAGCGAUUCCUUCCUCUUUCAGGUGUCCAGUGCCACAGAUGCCCAUACACAUCUGGAGAGCCGCAUGUUCAACAUCGCGAUCUUACCACAGACACCGGGGGCGCCUAAACUCUCUCGGGGAGCGUCUCUCCAUAUGACCGCUCGGGAAGAUGGCCUCACUGUGAUUCAGCCUCAUUCCCUCUCCUUUGUAAACUCUGAGAGGCCAAGCGGAAAGGUUAUCUACAAUAUCACUUUACCUCUGCAUCCAAAUCAAGGAAUCAUCGAACACAGGGACCAGCCUCACUCUCCCAUCCGGUAUUUCACACAGGAAGAUAUUAACCAGGGCAAAAUCAUGUACCGUCCUCCCCCUGCAGCUCCCCACCUCCAGGAGAUCAUGGCCUUCUCCUUCGCUGGUCUCCCAGAAUCGGUGAAAUUUCACUUCACAGGCAUCAAGGAAAGCAAAAAAGACUACAUACCAUAUGAUACCAAUUCAAUUGGCAGAAAUUUAAAAGAUGAUUCUUCCCCCGACUCAGAGAUCUGGAUUCAGUUAAGUUCUCUGCCCACGUAUGGUGCUCUCUUAAGAGUGUCAGGACCUGAAGUGGAAGAGCUCUCAGAGGUUUCCAAUUUCACAAUGGAAGACAUCAACAACCAGAAAAUUAGGUACUCAGCUGUGUAUGAGACUGAUGGUAAUCUGGUUACUGAUGGCUUCCAUUUCUCUGUCUCCGAUACGGACCACAACCAUCUAGACAAUCAGAUGUUUACCAUCAUGAUCACUCCUGUUGAGAAUCCACCUCCAGUCAUUGCUUUUGCUGACCUUAUCACGGUUGACGAGGGAGGGAGAGCUCCGCUCUCCUUUCACCAUUUCUUUGCCGCUGAUGAUCAGGACAACCUCCAGAGAGAUGCCAUCAUUAAGCUAAGUGCUCUGCCCAAAUAUGGCUGCAUCGAGAACACGGGAACAGGUGAUCGUUUUGGCCCUGGAACUGCCAGCGACCUAGAGGCAUCAUUCCCUAUUCAAGAUGUCCUGGAAAACUACAUUUACUACUUUCAGAGUGUUCAUGAAAGCAUUGAGCCAACCCAUGACAUUUUUAGUUUUUAUGUAAGUGAUGGAAACAGUCGUUCAGAAAUCCACAGCAUCAAUAUCACCAUUGAGAGGAAGAACGAUGAACCUCCCAGGAUGACCUUGCGGCCCCUUGGUGUGCAGCUAAGCUCGGGAGUGGUGAUAAGCAAUUCUUCUCUGAGCCUGCAAGACCUGGACACUCCAGAUAAUGAGCUGGUUUUUGUAUUGACAAAAAAGCCUGACCACGGCCAUCUGCUCUGGAGGCAAACUGCUUCUGAGCCCCUGGAGAAUGGGAGGGUUUUAACUCAAGGCUCCUCCUUCACCUACCAGGAUGUCCUGGCCGGGCUGGUCGGGUACAUGCCUGGUGGACCCGGGGUAGCAGUGGAUGAGUUCCAGUUCUCCCUCACGGAUGGCCUGCACAUGGACACGGGGAGGAUGGAGAUAUACAUAGAGCUGCCUACAAGUAGCGCCCCCAACUUGGCUGUAAACCGAGGCCUCCAGCUCUCAGCAGGGUCUGUAGCACGCAUCACAGAACAGCAUUUGAGAGUGACAGAUACUGAUUCGGAUGACCGUCAGGUGAUGUACAUCAUGAAGGAAGAUCCUGGCGCGGGGCGCCUGCAGAUGGCAAAGCACGGCAACCCGGAGCAAAUCUCUGUGAAAGGCCCCAUCCGGAGUUUCACUCAGGCUGACAUUAGCCAAGGCCAAGUAGAAUACAGACACGGGAAAGGAGAAUCUGGCGGGAGGUUUGCUUUUAAAUUCGAUGUGGUCGAUGGAGAAGGCAACACGCUGAUUGGCCAGUCAUUUUCUAUCAGUGUUUUGGAAGACAAUUCCCCACCAGUCAUCACCACCAACAAAGGGCUGGUCUUGGAUGAGAACUCAGUGGAGAAAAUCACCACUCUGCAGCUCUCUGCCACUGACCAGGAGAGUAAGCCUACAGAAUUGAUCUAUAUCAUCACUAGACAACCUGAGCUGGGCCACCUGGAACAUGCCACCUCACCAG
This is a messenger RNA of Leptonychotes weddellii (Weddell seal), 4775 nucleotides long. Lineage: Eukaryota; Metazoa; Chordata; Mammalia; Carnivora; Phocidae. The record is from RefSeq and is a predicted model, not a curated record.